UGUGCUGCAUGUAACCACCAGCUGCCAUGGCUACCACCACGACCACUAACACGACACCACAUCCUCCCCCGACCACCGCCCACUGGCAGAAGGCGAAGAGGAGUGGCUACGAGUCACCUAGCUGCAGGAUCACUAGGAAGCGAAGUGGCGAUUUGAGGAGCUAUGGCUACGGCAAAGGAUCACCGUUGGGAAGCCGGUGGAGUUGGAACGGAAUAGGAAACGGGAACGGGAACUUGAACAUGAACUGGAAUUGGAAGUGGAGCUGGAAUUGGUGCUGCAGCGGGAGAUGGAAGUGGAAGUGGAGAGGGGAUCAUCCGCCAGACUGGCACGAAGACGAUGAUGCAUUGAUUUUGAUUUGAGCUUAGUUUAGAUAAUUUUUUUACGGCCUUAGCAUCUGGAGGAAGUGCCACACUAUCUCACGGUUGCCACUUGAGAACCUCUUCUCAUUCAACGGAAAAUUGAAAGUUUUCAUAUUCAUCAUACCAAACUUUGCAGUUAUAUAAGUUAAAGAAAUGGAUGUUUUUUUAAUAUUUGUUAAAAUGAAUGUAGUAUUAGACUACACUAUUGGACCUUUUCGGUGGCAACCGUGAGUUGGCGACCCGCAGCAUACCCCACACACACACACACACACACACACACACACUAGAAAAACGAAAAACAACUUAGCUAAAGUCACGAGAAUGCGAAAUGUGAGGGAAAAAAUGAAGCUAAACGAAAAAAGAGAUGAAUGUGAAAGAUUAAGGGAUCGAACAGAGUGUUAGGUGUAUUAGAGUAGAGUAAGCUGAUUUCAACGGAAUUUUUGGUAGACAUAUCAUCCAUGUUUGUUACGCGUUUAGAGGAAAACACUAGGAGCUGCUGAGGGGGGGGGUAUAGUGUUCAUUGUUUCAACGAAUAUAUAAAUGUCAAUUUUUGGCCCAUAAGGCGAGCAAGUAAGUCCUUUGGCCUAGCAUAAAUUAUACAACUAAAUACAAUAUCUAUAUAUACGUACGCAUACACAUAUAGCCUAUACAUAGCAUAUAUAUGUACCAAAAAGUGAAGUGAAACGACAUUUGAGAGCCAGCCCGCCAUUGGUUAUGUAGUGUGUUUGUUAAUCGGCCAAUCAGUGAGUGCAUCAAUCAGAUGAUAAUCAAUCAUAUAGCAUAGCAUAGCAUACAGUGUUAUUCGCCUAGGGGGAAUCAGAAUUUAGAGAAUGUUACCAGCCAAGCAAAAUUGUUAAUCGUGUGUCUCGGUGUGUGUUCAAUCGUUCAAUCGUUCAAAUCGUUGCAUAAAUGUUGCCUAGAAUACAUUACAUUACUUGAAGGAAGGCAGGAAGCCAGCCACAUGGAUCAUAUUGGAGGACAUCUAGAGGGACAUAACUAAUUGCUUAGCCCACAUAGGCGACCCAUCCACCAUCUAUCCGAUCCUUAACCCGAUUCCGAUUCCAAUGCCGACCCAAAUCCACAUUCACAUCCAGAUCCAGAUCCAGUUCCCAGUUCCCAGCUUCCCCAGUCGUUCGCUCCUCGUUUUAAGUCGGUUUUUGUAUAUAUUUCCAGCCAGCAGAAUUCAAAAUGCAGCCAGCAGCGAAUAUAAUUAAAUGUAAUUCUUUUUUUUUCGAUAAUCAUAUCUUAAUGCUUGAUAUACGAGUUGUAUUUAUUAGGCGAAACGUUUGUGUGGUCGGCGAUCGAAGGAGGGUCAGUUAAUUGUUAAAGAAAAAUGCUUAAUUUAUCGUAAUCGAUUACCCUUUUCUUUUAUAUUUAAUACUUGCGUGUACUUCUCUUAAUUACUAUGAUUUUUUUUUUAAUACACCUAAACCACUUAUUUGUGUUUACUGUAUAUGUAAAUUAGUAGUUAAAGGCGAGGGCUUUAUGGCCACCAACAGAUAAUAAAAGCUGCGCCAGAUGGA
Messenger RNA from Drosophila sechellia, 1882 nucleotides. RefSeq lists its product as uncharacterized. The transcript has a single exon. The record is from RefSeq and is a predicted model, not a curated record. Bases 27 to 359 code for a protein of 110 amino acids. Lineage: Eukaryota; Metazoa; Arthropoda; Insecta; Diptera; Drosophilidae.